Moneuplotes crassus is the source of this 1548-nucleotide messenger RNA. The record is from the annotation of a GenBank genome assembly. NCBI's taxonomy places the organism in Eukaryota, Ciliophora, Spirotrichea, Euplotida, Euplotidae.
ACAAAAUGGAUUCAAAUAGUAGGAAUUGGGAGAAAGCAAGGAACAAUAUAUUCCAAGCAGAAUAUGCAAUGCAGACUGCUACAGACCUAGCUUCCUGCAUUUUAAAAUAACCAGUCUUCUGCUUCUCAGCAAAGAAUGUUCCCUUAUAUGGCUAGACCACAGUCUACGCAGAGGCCAAAUCCUAAUGAAGUGGAGGUGUUUAACAUUAAUCAUGAAAGAGAAGACCAAAUGAGUGUAGUCACUGCUUUCACAGAGAAAUACCAAGCUUUGGAGGAUCAGAUCAAGGUAUACGACAAAGCUCAAAAGCAGCUUCUUGAAGAAGUCAAAGACACAAAGAUAUUUUAUAAUGAAUUGGUAAAGAUUCGACAAAAAUAUCUGAUCCAAGACGCUCUUUUACUCAAAGAGUUCAAGCAAAAAUCUCAGAAAGUAAAGAAGAUGAUGAAGGGAAGUGGGACUCUUUACUGUCAUAUUAUUAAAGCUCCAAAUUUGUAUUAUCCCAAGAAGCAGAUGAAUUAUUAUGACAAAGUCCUUCUUGUAAGAGGCAAGGAAGGAAAAUUGGAGUAUAGGUGUCAUCCUUCCCUCCGCAAAUCCUUUAGACUCAAGACAGAGCUUGUUUAUGAGAUGAAAGAUUUUCAUAAGCAAAAACAAACCUUAAUCUGGAGCAUCAAUGGGGAUAAUAUUACAGAGAAUUCAGGAAAGAAUCCUAGUUUUAUCCCAAAUAUUGUGCAGAAGUUAAAACUAUUAUCAUUAUACAGGUGCCUUGCUAAGGAAGCCACUGGACUGGCUUAUUACGCAAAUAAAGAGCCUGAGUAUCAUGUCCUGGGAGGAAAAGGAGAAUCUCACCAAGGGCAGAAAGGAGGAAGAAAUAGUGAUUUAUGAGAGGAAAGCUCAAAAAUAAACCAAUACGAAUUCAUUAAGAAUAUUCAGAUUAGUUGCAAAGAAGCUGAGGAUGGCUAUAGAGAGAUGAAGAUCAGGGUUGAGCUAUGCUGAGAUGUCUAUAUUGAGUGCAACUUUUCAAUCGAACAAUAUGCCUUCCAAACUGAUGAAGCAAAGGAAACCAAAGAAGAGUCCCAUGAGAAAGACGAAGAAGAGGACCUUGUCGUAAAGCCGACUGUGUUUUACCAAAUUUUGGAGACCUGUAUUUGCAGGGAGAACAUUGAUGACAUAAUUUCUUUAGAUCUGAUGGCAUACCUUACUCAAAAGUACACUAAUUACAUCAUGAACAAGAUAAUGAACCCAGAUUUAUGACUUCAUUAUGAAUUUUUAUACUCUGAGCAGAACUAUUUCAAGUACCAUAUAAACCUUUACAGCAAGAACAAAGAUUCGGAUACUAAUUUGACAAAGAGGACUACUAUUAUAAUUCUAGAGGUUGAGAACUUCAAGCUCGUCCUGAAUGAGAAGAGCAAGACGACCAACGACUCAGAAUAUUUAGGGACAUUUACCACUACUGAGGUUAAAAAUCUCGUAGAAGAGCUUUCAAGUGCUCUGAGCACCCACUUGUGCUAAUUCUGAUUUAACAGGCUAUAAAUGCUUUAAAGUUCAAUUUUG